AUGGAAUUCCAAUGGAAAUUCAUCUUUUCUAUAUUCAUAUUUUGCUCUGUUAGCAAAGCAGUCAAUGUGCCAUGUUUUGCCGGAUCAUAUUGUGAUUUACAAAAAAGCAUUACACCUACUCUCUGUGCAGAGGGUACUUUUAGUCUUGCAGGUGCAUCAAAAUGUAUAACAUGUCCAAAUGGUUAUUAUCAAUUAUCUAAAGGCAAAAGCUUUUGUGAAGAGUGUCCUCCGGGAUCAUUUUGUGUUGAUCCAGCAUUGCCACCUGUACCUUGUGCAUUGGGUAAGCACAAUCCAUCACGUCGACAAACAGUCUGCUCACAAUGCCCUUUUGGAGCUUUUACGGAACGUACUGGUGCCACGGUAUGUACACCUUGUUUAGCUGGUCACUAUUGUGAUAAUCCUGCUGAAAAUCCCAAACCAUGCCCAACAGGAAGCUACAGUGGUGUUUCACAAUCAACUUGCUCACGAUGUUUAGAUGGAUAUUAUGCAGAUAAAGUCGGUUCAACAUAUUGCAACAUUUGCCCACCAGGACAUCGAUGUCCAGAUCCCACCAGAGGCUCUGAGAAGUGUCCACCUGGCACAGCAACUUCAUUACUUGGACAAACACAAUGUACACCGUGUAGUAAUGGAAACUAUAGCGAUGAUUUCGGAGCAUCAUCUUGCGCAUGGUGCCUCCCUGGAUCUGACUGCUUAAAUCCAGCAGAAUCACCAAGAAAAUGUAGACCAGGUACUUUCAGUAUCGGUGGACAAUCUCAAUGCAGUCCAUGUCCAUGGGGAUACUACACAUUAGAUAUUGGAGCUACAUUUUGCACUAUUUGUGGUCCUGGUCGCUAUUGUCCACAAGCUGAUUUAGCACCAGUCGAUUGUUCUAUCGGAACGGCCAGCGCUCAAGUUGGAUUAGCGGUUUCAUGUCCAUCUUGUGCUUCUGGAGCAUAUGCACAUGUACCAGGUCUUGCCUACUGCAUUAUGUGCCCUCCAGGGUAUUGGUGUUCAUCAACUAGAUCUGGCCCAUUACCUUGCCCAUCAAAUCAACGAUCAGGACAAAUAACAUGUUCAAUCGAAAAUAUUAUUGGUUGA
This is a messenger RNA of Adineta steineri, 1077 nucleotides long. Lineage: Eukaryota; Metazoa; Rotifera; Eurotatoria; Adinetida; Adinetidae. The record is from the annotation of a GenBank genome assembly.